AUGAAUAGCUCAGCCGACCCCAAUGGAACAUUGCAUAGCAAUGGGAACUCCCAGAAGCUGCAACCCAUUGCACUCAUUGGAUAUGCUUGUCGACUGGCUGGUCAGGUUUCUUCCCCCGGCGACUUAUGGGAACUAUGCACCCGGGGUCGGAGUGGCUGGUCGCCCAUCCCCAAAGACCGGUUCUCCCCCGGAGCCUAUCACCACCCUAAUCCUUCCAAACCCGGGACUUUCAAUCCGGCCGGCGGUUACUUUCUAGACAAUGAGACGCUGUCUCGAUUUGACGCGCCUUUUUUCAAUGUUACCAUGCAAGAAGCCAUCUCCAUGGAUCCUCAGCAACGCCUUCUUUUGGAGUGUUCAUAUGAAGCUUUGGAGAGUGCAGGCAUUCCCAAAGAAUCCUUGGCAGGACGCAACGUGGGUGUCUUUUGUGGAGGGAACUUCGCCGACUAUGAACUUAGAAAUUUGCGCGAUAUCGAGACAUGCCCUCAAUUUCAGGCCACUGGAAAUGCCCCUUCGCUGCAAUCUAAUCGGAUUUCUUAUUUCUUUGAUUUACAGGGACCGAGUGUUACGAUUGAUACAGCGUGCUCUUCAUCUCUUGUCGCAUUGCAUUAUGCUGUCCAGAGUCUUCGAAGUGGCGAGUCAAAGGAGGCUCUUGUUGGGGGAUGUAGACUAAAUGUUCUCCCGGAUUAUUUCGUUUCCAUGUCCAUGUCACAAUUGUUCAAUGAGGAUGGUAGAACUUAUGCCUUUGAGGAAAGAGCCAAGUCAGGCUUUGCAAGAGGUGAAGGUGCCGGUGUGGUUCUUCUCAAGCCACUUGAUGCCGCUUUACGCGAUAAAGACCCCAUUCGCGCCAUAAUUGCUAAUACAGGUGUCAAUCAAGACGGAAGAACAAAAGGUAUCACUCUGCCAAAUGGCAAAGCACAAGAAAACCUGAUCCGUCAAGUAUACCGUGACGCUUACUUGAACCCGGAUGACUGUGGGUUUGCUGAGAUGCACGGUACCGGCACCAAGGCCGGAGAUCCUAUCGAGGCCGAGGCUGUCCAUGCAGCUCUAGGUCAAAACCGUAACAUGAGAAAUCCGCUCUAUAUCGGCUCUGCCAAGUCUAAUGUUGGUCAUCUUGAAGGUGCAAGUGGCAUGGUUUCCCUCAUCAAGGCUGCAAUGAUGCUGGACAGAGGACUCUUACUACCAAAUGCAGACUUCAAGAAGCCGAAUCCUAAUAUCCCCUUGAAUGAGUGGCAUAUGAAGGUUGUCACAUCUACAAGACCCUGGCCUCGGAGCAAAAAGUACAUCAGUGUCUCAAAUUACGGCUUUGGUGGAACCAAUGCUCAUGUCGUUCUCGAAAAGCCUCCUCCUCCAAGUGAGGCUAAAGAUGACCCGGAUAAUGACGUGGAUCCCAUUCACAAAUUGUUCCUGAUUUCUGCCAAUGACAAAGAGUCCCUCAAUACCCGUAUUAGAGAUUUUGGUAUCUACUUUGAACAGCGACCGGAGGUUUUUGAAAGGUCUUUGUUCGGCAAUUUUGCACAUACCUUGGGUAGCAAGUUGUCGCAUCUUACAUACCGAGUCGCUCUCUCAGCCACAUCGCUAGACGAACUGAGUAUUCGUCUAGCUCAACUGAAAGCAACCCCGACGCGUGUGCUGGGUGCACCGACUAUCUCAUUUGUCUUUACUGGACAGGGUGCUCAAUGGGCACAAAUGGGUCUUCCUCUCAUGGACGAGUAUAAUGUCUUUGCAGAGUCGAUGGAGCGAGCCGAUAAAUACUUGAGACACCUGGGUGCGGACUUUUCUCUGAUUGAAGUACUUCGCAAGGAUAGCACGAAUUCCGAGAUCAACUCGCCACAUCUCAGUCAGCCGGCUUGCACAGCUCUCCAAAUUGCCCUGACUGAUCUUCUCCGAUCAUGGGGCGUCAAACCAUCUUCUGUUAUAGGUCACAGCUCCGGCGAGAUUGGAGCUGCCUAUGCCGCGGGCAUCUACGACCUGGAAGCAGCCAUGGCACUGUCAUACCGACGUGGUCAAAUGACGCAACUACUGAAAGGAUCAUUUCCUCUACUCCAAGGCUCCAUGAUUGCUGUCGGUGCAAGUCCAGAGGCAAUUAGGCCUAUGCUAAAGACACUGAAGGGCUACGCUACCAUUGCCUGUGUCAAUAGUCCUUCUAGCGUGACCGUAUCCGGAGAUGCACCCGCUAUUGAUGAGCUGGAGAUUAUCCUACAGAGCACCCAACUCUUCAAUCGAAAGCUCAAAAUUGAUGUUGCUUAUCACUCCAACCAUAUGAAGAAUGUAGCCGAAGCCUACCUCUCUGCCAUUGAGUCUAUCAAACCUUCCAGUACAGCGACAGCUACCUUCUUUUCAUCAGUGACCGGCCAUAUCGCAGAGCCAUCUAAUCUAGGCGCAGCAUACUGGGUCCAGAACCUGACUUCUCCAGUGCUAUUUGCCAACGCUCUUAGCAAGAUGUGUGUUGAUGAAGAUAGCCGACCUAACUUGCUCAUGGAGAUUGGCCCGCACUCCGCUCUCAAGGGGCCAAUUCUAGACACCUUGAAGGUCCUCAGCUCUGUUGCCAGCAAGAUCGGAUAUGCACCCACUGUUGUUCGCAAUACAGACCCUGCCCAAUCUGUUCUAGAUGCAGCCGGCGCUGUCUUCGUACGAGGUGGGACUAUUGACAUCAACACUAUCAAUUUCCCGAUUAGUGGAGGAGCAACUCGGGCCUUCCUGCGUGACCUCCCUCGAUACCCCUGGCAGCAUAGCACCAAGUACUGGCAUGAAUCUCGCAUCCCUCAGAAGCAUUGCUCCCGAGACGGUGUGCGAAAUGAUCUUUUAGGAGCACAGGCAUUCUACUCAAAUGAUCUGGAGCCGACAUGGAGGAAUAUUAUUCGUCUUGAUGAUGUCCCUUGGUUGAGGGAACAUAAAAUGCAGGGCAUGGCAGUGUUUCCGCUGGCCGGAUAUGUGAGUAUUUGCCCUCGGCCAUCUUCGAUUAAUACUAACAUAGACCCAAGCUGUCAAUGGCUGUCGAAGCUGCGAAACGACGAGCAGAGCAAAACGACUCAGUAUUCUCAUACUUCGAUUUUCGAGAAGUUAGAACUGGCUCGGCUCUUGUACUGA
Penicillium malachiteum is the source of this 3087-nucleotide messenger RNA. RefSeq names its product type I polyketide synthase. Gene Ontology annotation, molecular function: fatty acid synthase activity; 3-oxoacyl-[acyl-carrier-protein] synthase activity. The coding region runs from base 1 to 3087 and encodes 1028 amino acids. Gene Ontology annotation, biological process: fatty acid biosynthetic process; secondary metabolite biosynthetic process. The transcript is spliced from 2 exons. The record is from RefSeq and is a predicted model, not a curated record. Lineage: Eukaryota; Fungi; Ascomycota; Eurotiomycetes; Eurotiales; Aspergillaceae.